This is a messenger RNA of Mucor mucedo, 696 nucleotides long. RefSeq lists its product as uncharacterized. NCBI's taxonomy places the organism in Eukaryota, Fungi, Mucoromycota, Mucoromycetes, Mucorales, Mucoraceae. The coding region runs from base 1 to 696 and encodes 231 amino acids. The transcript has 5 exons. The record is from RefSeq and is a predicted model, not a curated record.
AUGCCUGAAAGAAGCUUUCUGGUAUUCUCAUUGCGCGCCAUUCUCAAUGAUUAUACCGCAGGCGUAAAAGACCACCGAAAUGAAGGUCCAAAGACUGCGCGUUUAAAGAUCGUGUACAAGGAUGCUGAAUUAAGAGAACUACUCGAAAAUGUGUCUGAAAGUUCUCAAUCACAGGCAUACUACAUUUCAGGCAAUACUAUUGAGCAACUGAAUAUUGUCAAAGGUCAUAAUCAGGGAACAAUAUCACGAAACGCGACAUUCAUCCAGAAACGCUCAAGGGAAACAACGCCAACGUCAGCAUCAUCUACCCAGCCCUCUUCACCUACAGGCAUAAAAAGAAACCGAAGAAGUACGACAAAUGAAGAUUUUGUUUCCUCCGAAUUUAUUACUGUCAGUGACAACAAUACUGAUGACAACUCUUCACCCUCGUCAUUCUUCCCGUCAGACCUUAUGGCUACACCUGUUGGCUACACCUGCAGAAUGGAUAUGUGUGAGCUUCCAGGUAACACAUGCACUCCUCUGCCCAUCCCCAAUCCCCACUUUGCGGCCAUGGUGGAUAGUAGCAUUAAAAAGUCUGAUGAGACCCAACUGUUCCCCACAGACUGUGACGCACGUUUAUACGACUCGUCCAUUUUUAGUACCGACGGCGCUUUCUUGAGCAAUACUGGUAGUGAUAGUUUGUCAGAGCGCAUCUAA